Messenger RNA from Nematocida parisii ERTm1, 354 nucleotides. RefSeq lists its product as uncharacterized. The transcript has a single exon. NCBI's taxonomy places the organism in Eukaryota, Fungi, Microsporidia. Bases 1 to 354 code for a protein of 117 amino acids. The record is from RefSeq and is a predicted model, not a curated record.
AUGCAGAAAAAGACAGAGCGCACGAGUGGACAUGAGAAAAGAAAGAGCACAUGUGAAGAGAGGAGUAAAAAGUGUAAAGAAGACAAUUUAACUAAGAAUAAAGGAAAAGACAGGACUAAGAGUACAUUUAGUGUUUCAGAUGAGAAAAGAAGAGAGAUUAAGCGCAAGAAUAAAGCCAUGCCAUCUGAGAAGUCUUUAUUUAUAGGAAAGACCGUGAUUGUAAAAUAUUUAGGAAGGGAAAUAAGAGGUGUCUGUGAAGAAAUAGACACGUAUUUAAAUGUGGUAAUACGCGGAGAAAAGAACAUAUACAUUGUAAAGGGGAAUGUUGUUGAACAAAUAGAAGAAACACUGUGA